GACUCCUCCAUUUCCGGGUCAUUUCCCUGCAGUCGAAAUGGAAUUUCCUCCUCACCGUUCUUCAAUUUCUCUUCGAUCUCAUUUCUCGGAGCCCUAUUUUAAUCUCUCCGCUCUUCCUCAACUGCCCAUUUCUCCGCCAUGAACUAGCUCGUUCGCCUUCUUCUCCUCGCAAUUUCCCUGCAGGAACCUCAAAGUUACCAUCCAGCGACCGAUUCGUUGUUUAAGGAGCGGCGCACAUCAGCCCUGGGAAUUGAGGAACGGCAAGUAUGGAGACCUACCUGAACGAGAAAUUUGUUGGCGGUGUGAGGUCCAAGAACUCGCCGGACGAGGCGCUCCAGCGAUGGAGGGACCUCGUCGGCGUGGUGAAGAAUCCUAAGCGCCGGUUCCGCUUCACCGCCAACCUCUCCAAGCGCUCCGAGGUUGCCGCCAUGAAGCGCUCCAAUCAUGAGAAGUUGCGAGUUGCUGUUUUGGUUUCAAAAGCUGCACUGCAAUUUAUUCAAGGUAUCGCUAUGCAAGGUGCAUAUAAUGUACCUGAGGAAGUGAAGCAAGCAGGCUUCCAAAUUUGUGCUGAUGAAUUGGGUUCAUGUGUCGAAGGCCAUGAUGUGAAGAAGUUGAAGUUUCAUGGUGGUGUUAAUGGUAUCGCGAACAAACUUUCUACAUCACUAACAGAUGGAUUAACUGCUACUGAGGAAGAUUUAAAGCGCAGAAGAACUAUCUAUGGCGUGAAUAAGUUCACUGAAAGCCCAGUCCGAAGUUUUUGGGUAUUUGUUUGGGAAGCACUUCAAGACAUGACUCUCAUCAUUCUUGCUGCAUGUGCCUUUAUCUCACUAAUUGUCGGCGUUGCCACAGAAGGAUGGCCUAAAGGUGCACAUGAUGGCCUUGGAAUUGUGGCAAGUAUACUUUUGGUUGUCUUUGUUACUGCAACUAGCGAUUAUCGGCAAUCUUUACAAUUCAAAGACUUGGACAAGGAGAAGAAGAAGAUAUUUGUACAAGUUACACGGAAUGGUUUCAGGCAGAAAAUCUCAAUCUAUGAUGUUCUUCCCGGUGAUUUGGUACAUCUUGCAAUUGGGGAUCAAGUUCCUGCAGAUGGCUUGUUCGUGUCUGGUUUUUCCUUGUUGAUCAAUGAAUCCAGUCUAACAGGUGAGAGUGAACCAGUUGCCGUGAAUGCUGAGAAUCCUUUUCUUUUAUCUGGCACAAAGGUCCAAGAUGGAACUGGUAAAAUGCUGGUGGCUACUGUUGGCAUGAGAUCACAAUGGGGUAAACUGAUGGCUACCCUCAGUGAAGGAGGAGACGAUGAAACUCCAUUGCAGGUCAAGUUGAAUGGAGUUGCAACUAUCAUAGGAAAAAUUGGAUUGGUCUUUGCAAUCGUGACAUUUGCAGUGCUAGCUCAAGGUUUAAUCAUCCGGAAAUUCCAACAGGGUUCAUACUUGAGCUGGUCAGCUGAAGAUGCAUUGGAGUUGCUUGAGUAUUUUGCUGUCGGAGUCACUAUUGUAGUGGUUGCAGUUCCUGAAGGACUUCCCUUAGCUGUGACCUUGAGUCUUGCCUUUGCCAUGAAGAAAAUGAUGAAUGAUAGGGCACUGGUCAGGCAUCUCGCUGCUUGUGAAACUAUGGGCUCUGCUACAUCAAUUUGCAGUGAUAAAACAGGUACAUUGACCACCAAUCACAUGACCGUAGUGAAGGCUUGUUUAUGUGGAAAUGUUAAGGAUGUCAAUGAUCAUGGAAACUUGAAAACCAUAUUCUCUGAGAUACCAGAUGUUGUUCUAAAAGUACUUAAACAAUCUAUCUUUAACAACACCGGUGGAGAAGUUGUCAUCAACCAAUCUGGAAAGCGUGAAAUCCUCGGAACACCAACUGAGACCGCUCUUCUAGAAUUUGGCUUGUCAUUAGGAGGCGAUUUCCAGGCUCUGCGCCAAGAAACUAAGAUUGUCAAAGUAGAACCUUUUAAUUCAGAAAAGAAAAGAAUGGGAGUGGUUCUUGAGCUUCCUCAAGGAGGAUUCCGGGCCCACUCAAAAGGUGCUUCAGAAAUCGUAUUGGCUGCGUGUAGCAAAGUACUAGAUGCAGAAGGGAAUGCUGUUCAGCUCGAUCAAGCAACAGCGAUCCAAAUGAGGACUACCAUUGAUAGCUUUGCCAAUGAAGCUCUGCGCACUCUGUGCCUUGCUUACAUGGACGUUGGGAAUAGUUUUUCAGCUGCCGAACAUAUUCCUGUUGAAGGGUUCACUUGUAUUGGAAUUGUUGGUAUCAAAGAUCCUGUCCGUCCCGGUGUUAAAGAGUCAGUUGCAAUUUGUAGGUCUGCAGGGAUCACUGUGAGAAUGGUUACUGGGGAUAACAUAAACACCGCAAAGGCCAUUGCUCGAGAAUGUGGUAUCCUCACCGAUAAUGGGGUGGCCAUUGAAGGUCCUGAGUUCAGGAAUAAGAGUCUAGCGGAAAUGAUGGAUUUAGUUCCCAAACUCCAGGUGAUGGCUAGAUCUUCUCCAAUGGAUAAACAUACCUUGGUGAAGCACCUGCGCACCACAUGUGAUGAAGUUGUCGCUGUGACUGGCGAUGGUACAAAUGAUGCGCCGGCACUCCAUGAAGCAGAUAUUGGCCUUGCAAUGGGUAUUGCAGGAACUGAGGUGGCUAAAGAAAGUGCUGAUGUUAUCAUUCUCGACGACAACUUCUCAACAAUUGUUACCGUGGCAAAGUGGGGCCGUUCGGUAUACAUAAACAUUCAGAAGUUUGUGCAGUUUCAACUUACUGUUAACAUUGUUGCUUUAAUUGUUAACUUCUCCUCGGCCUGCUUAACAGGACAAGCUCCUCUCACUGCCGUUCAGCUACUCUGGGUGAACAUGAUCAUGGAUACACUUGGGGCACUUGCUUUAGCCACCGAGCCACCUAAUGACGAACUGAUGAAACAAUCUCCAGUCGGAAGAAAGGGAAAUUUCAUAAGCAAUGCGAUGUGGAGGAACAUCUUAGGACAAGCCUUUUACCAGUUCAUUGUGAUAUGGUAUCUUCAGAGUCAAGGCAAAGUAGUAUUUGGCCUCGAGGGCCCUAAUUCUGAUCUUGUGCUCAACACUCUCAUAUUCAAUUCGUUCGUCUUCUGUCAGGUAUUCAACGAGGUCAGCUGCAGAGAGAUGGAGAAAAUAAACAUCUUCCAUGGCAUAUUGCAGAACUAUGUGUUUGUUGCUGUCCUUUCUUCGACUGUCAUCUUCCAGUUCAUGAUCAUUCAGUUCCUCGGCGAUUUUGCGAGCACCACUCCAUUGACUUCGAGCCAAUGGCUUUCCUGUGUGCUCAUUGGGUUUCUCGGAAUGCCAAUCGCCGCCAUCACCAAAAUGAUUCAAGUCUGAUUCAGAAAGAAAGAAAGAAAGAGAAUGGAAACCUUUUGAAAGUCUCCUAAUUGCUGAUUGCUUCAUUUUUUGUGUGAUAAGAUGCGACUUUGAAUGAUGUUUAAGUAGUUUAGUAGAUAAUCCUACGAGAUGCAUGAAAACGUUAUAAUUUUUAUGCUAACUUUCUUUAAGUCUUCUUCUUGCCGAGGUUAGCUAGUCCUGUUAUGUUUCUUUUAUAUUUGACAAAUUUCUAUUGGAUAUUGUUUUUUUUUUCUCAAUUUAA
Messenger RNA from Zingiber officinale, 3585 nucleotides. RefSeq names its product calcium-transporting ATPase 10, plasma membrane-type-like. Gene Ontology annotation, cellular component: intracellular membrane-bounded organelle; membrane. Lineage: Eukaryota; Viridiplantae; Streptophyta; Magnoliopsida; Zingiberales; Zingiberaceae. Gene Ontology annotation, biological process: calcium ion transmembrane transport. The transcript has 7 exons. The record is from RefSeq and is a predicted model, not a curated record. The coding region runs from base 267 to 3323 and encodes 1018 amino acids. Gene Ontology annotation, molecular function: P-type calcium transporter activity; calmodulin binding; ATP hydrolysis activity.